Molecule: messenger RNA, 753 nt
Organism: Photinus pyralis (common eastern firefly)
Lineage: Eukaryota; Metazoa; Arthropoda; Insecta; Coleoptera; Lampyridae
Gene: Sbat
Product: N-alpha-acetyltransferase 38, NatC auxiliary subunit
Exons: 2
Coding region: 271-705 (144 amino acids)
Cellular component (GO): NatC complex
Molecular function (GO): RNA binding
Source: RefSeq, a predicted model, not a curated record
UCCAUUAUUUUGUUGUUUUUGGCGUCCAAAAAACCUAAUUUUUUAUGGUAAAGUACAAGGAGUGUACAACAAACCUAGUGUGCUACGCAAAAUAUUUUUGUCUCGCGCAUCCUGUAUAUAACAUACAUAACCCUACAUUUUUUGUGAUUUAGACCAACUGUCCACAAAACAGCAGAAUUGUUUUAAUUUAAUUGUGUUAAUGUCCUAAACCAGAACCAAAGGCGAAAAAUCAGCACACGGGGGUUACAGUAUCUGGAAGGAUGAUAUAAAAUGGGAGAAAUAGAAGAACCACUGUUGAGUACAUCAAAGUUGGAGUGUCUCGAACAAGAAGAUGAUGUGAAUGAACCUGAAGUAGCAGAAGACAACAGAAAGCCACUAAACAUGUCACCCGGUGCAGUUCAGCUACGCAAGUGGUUGAAUAAAACGUUAAAGAUUGAAAUGUCAGAUGGACGAGUUCUGAUUGGUGUAUUUCUGUGUACAGAUCGAGAUGCAAACAUCAUUUUAGGCUCGUGUUCGGAAUAUUUACCGGAAGACACCAUAUUGGAACGGUGGAGUUCUGAUGUAAGCAACGGUGAUGAGGCUAGAAUGUUAGGUCUAGUCAUGGUUCCUGGGAAACACAUUGUGAAUAUAUGUAUGGAUGAAAUUGAUCAAAGCAGUAUGGAGAGGCCCUUAAGUAGCGACCUGGACACUGAGGGAAUCAUGUAAACAAGUGUAUAUAAAUUUAAUAUUUAAAAUAAAGUUACAUAGCAGAUA